Molecule: messenger RNA, 225 nt
Organism: Rotaria sp. Silwood1
Lineage: Eukaryota; Metazoa; Rotifera; Eurotatoria; Philodinida; Philodinidae
Source: the annotation of a GenBank genome assembly
AUGAGUGGUAGUAUCAGAACGACGUAUACUGGUGGUUCUGUGAUUGUAAUAUCAACUCAAUAUGAUGAUGCUAAUUUAAAUUAUAUUGGUCUUGAUAGCAAAAUCGAAUGUUUUGUUAUUGGUCGUGGUUUUACUAUAGUCACAAUGAAUAAAAUUAAACUACAUGCGGAUAAUCGAGCUAACUUUUUUGAUGUUAAUGAUAAUGUUUCAGCUGCACAAGUUUAA